AUGGUGUGCAACGAAAUGGCUAUUCCGGACGAGAUAUCUGAGAAUGCGCUACCGGAACUGAAAGCUGCCAUCGCCAUCUCCGAUGUAAGAAUGAAUAUGCCUUCAUUCUUCUCCAAUUACAGCAAUUUCCACAAGCUACAACGAAUUGUUAGCUACAUUAGUCGGUUUGCUGAUAAUUGCCAUAAGCAGAAUCCAGCCGACCGAGAACUCAGAUCCCAUCUAACCGUCCAUGAGCUUAGCCGUGCAACAGAAACCAUCCUCCACGUCAUACAGCAUGCACACUUUGCUGACGAAAUCAAACGAGUCCUCGACAACGAACCCUGCAAGAGGUUAGGAAAUCUUCGUCCUAUCUACACCAACGGUUUACUCCGUGUUGGUGGCCGACUUGACCGAUCGCAACUACCAUUUGAAAGUCGCCAUCAAAUUAUCUUACCGGAUAAGAAUCCGGUGAUUCAUCGAUUCAUCCAGCAGAUGCACGUCGAACUUUUUCAUGUCGGGAAAACAGGUUUGCUGAAUGCUCUUCGCCAAAGGUACUGGCUCCCGAAAGGUCGAUCCAUCAUCCAUUUCAUCACCCGUCGACGCGUUAAAUGCUUCCGAACCAAUCCUACGACACCCAAUCCACUAAUGGGAAACCUGCCAGCGUCGAGAGUGAUGCUAUCGCCCCCAUUCGCCAUAACCGGUGUGGAUUACGCCGGCCCCUUCUGGAUUAAACAAGGGUCACGUCGUCCGACACUGAUCAAGGCCUACGUAGCCCUCUUCGUCUGCAUGGCAACUAAGCCUGUGCACCUGGAAGUCGUCUCCGAUUUGAGCACCGAUGCUUUUCUGGCAUCUCUAAGAAGAUUAAUUGCUCGCCGUGGAAUGAUUCAUGAAUUGCACUCGGAAAACGCCACCAACUUUCGAGGUGCGAAUCAUAAAUUGAACAGCCUAUACCAACAGUUCCAGAAUCAGCAGGCUGUGAACGCCAUCGAAUCCUUUUGA
Molecule: messenger RNA, 978 nt
Organism: Sabethes cyaneus
Lineage: Eukaryota; Metazoa; Arthropoda; Insecta; Diptera; Culicidae
Exons: 1
Coding region: 1-978 (325 amino acids)
Molecular function (GO): nucleic acid binding
Source: RefSeq, a predicted model, not a curated record